AUGGCCAAGUUGCAGGUUUCAUAUAUAUCCACCAAAGAUCUAACUCGUCUUGGAGUAGACUCUGGUGAUGGAUGUAAGUUGAAGGACACAGGGUUACCCGAGUUUCUAUCAUCGACGGCCGCAGGAUGGAACGCGAGGUUCAUAGUGGAAACAUGGUUCUACGGUGAGCCCAUAGAGGUGAGUGUAGGCCUAGCGAUUGCAGCACGCCACACGGGUGGAAGACACGUGUGCAUUGUCCCUGAUGAACGCUCCAAGGUGGAGUACUUAUACGCAAUGGCCCAGAUGGGGGUGCUACCGGGGCCGGAGGUGGUGGUCGGAGAGGCGGCAACGGCGGUGGCGCAGCUUGCGGGGUUGGAGUUUCUGUUGGUGGAUAGUAGGCAGAGGGAGUUCGCUAGGGUUCUCACAGUGGCUAGGGUUAGUCCAAGAGGUGCUGUUUUGGUUUGCAAAAAUGCACAUGAGAGAAACUUUUCUGGCGUUUUCAGAUGGAACUUGGUGCUUCGCCAGGAUGUGCCCUUUGAAAGGUCCGUCUUCUUGCCGUUUGGGAAUGGUGUGGAUAUUGCCUACAUAGCUGCACCACCAAUUCCUUCAAACUUAUAA
Cajanus cajan (pigeon pea) is the source of this 597-nucleotide messenger RNA. The record is from RefSeq and is a predicted model, not a curated record. NCBI's taxonomy places the organism in Eukaryota, Viridiplantae, Streptophyta, Magnoliopsida, Fabales, Fabaceae.